GUUUUUUCCACGCGAGGAAACGACCUAAAGAAGUCUCGUUAAUUGCCAGUAAUAAACAGCAAUCUAGAGCGGUGGUGUUUGUGUGCCAUAUCAAAAGCAACGCGUUUAUAUAUAGAACAUCCGGCACACUGUCUGCUAUUGGUGCCGUCGGAUGUUCCACCAUUUCUGUCUGUCCUUAGUACUGGUUCAGGUAAAAUGACGAGUAACAAUGACUACUAGAGUGCCACUAGUUGUUUGCAAGCUCCUAACAAGUAAUAAGAUGAUUACUCAUCAAGGUCGACUUUCGAAGGAUUGCCAGAGGCAAUACUUUCUUAUCACAGCAUAUUAGGCUGCAAGUGAAGGAAAUAUUACGAGAGCAAGAAAAAAAGACGCUAAAUUGAUAGAAAUCUCAUUUUUAUGUAGCACAAAUCCAUGAUAAGUUUGCGUGUCUAUUCCAUUUUUGUUAAGUUAAGAAUCAAGCCCAUAAUUAAUGGGCUAAUUAAUGGGAGCAUUGGCGCGCCUUAGCAAUAAUGCCAAACAAUAGAAAAUUAAACUUACAAUUAAUUUGUUCUACUUUGGCUCUAAAUGCUGCAUGUCAACAAUAAUAUUUAGGAGCAAAAUAUGUUAACGAAGCCCUUCCUAUUAUAACGGGCGAGUUCCGAUAAGACGAGAUUUUUUUAUUACAUUGUACGAACUGCGUCCUAAACGUGUUCCAGAUCUCUACCCAAGUAAAAAAACACCGCCAAAAAUACGAUAUUGAUAUCACUUUCUCAUAAAUAAAAGCCGAUAUUACAAAUUUAGCAAAACCAUACGUCUAGCGUCGCCGCUAGACACGUCAUCAUACCCCUGUCGCUUGGUUUGGUUUUAGGCCACAACGUGUCCCCACUAUAAGCAGGCAAAUAAGUUAUGCACAAAGCUAUCACGGUGGCCGUAAUGAGUUGUCCACAUCUAAGCUAACGUAUAAUAUUAUCAAAAAUUUAGGUUAAACAUUGUGAAAAGAGUUGUUCUAAACUGGCUAAAAAUACCAAUGCGGAUAAAAAAAAUAUAGGGAAAACUUCCGCUUUUAGUGGGCACAAAAAAUUGUAAGUUAGCCUAGCUUUCCGCUGCAGACAGGUGCAUUCAAAAAUUCGAUAGAUCUGUACAUUAAACGGACCACACUAUAUGGCUAUAUUCCGUGGGUUGUCUCAUACCGGUAGGCUACUUGCGAUUCUUCCUUUGCAUAAUACCAAAUUGCGAUACAAUAUUUUAAAUUUGAGAAGAAUACUUAAGACCGUCUCGAGGAUACCUCCGACGUUCCUUCGUCUGAUGAAAUCGUCCGAUCAUUCCCGAAUCGAUCAUCGGCCGAAUGAUACGGAGCGCCUUUUCCCUAGUAUCCAGCUUCGACCAUUUUGUUUUGUACAUGUUUGUCGAAAUGGCAAAUAAACAGCCACGAGAGUGUUCUCUAUAUACGUUCCACGGGCAACCCGCCUGCGGAAAAAAUAUCGCUGUCACGUACGACUUAUUCUUGUAUAUAUGUGUUUAUACGCUUUAUAUUAUCUUUGAUUUCUCACAUGGAACAGAGUGUACGUAGGCAACAUACUGUUAGCGUAUAGAGAAAUCAAAGCAGAAGAAGGUUUGAUAGCCAAUGAGAUCAACGAACAAACAAUGUCGCCCGCUUUCAAUUAAAGUCUACUAGUCGCAACGCAACCGUCGCACUAGACACUACUUUAUCUGUUUAGAAAUAACGUAUAACGAUAACAACCGUGUAUCCAUACUGGCUAGCACAUUUUACAGAAUGACUUCAACAGGCUUGAAGUGGAAUGUGAGUACGAAAAAGGAGGAGGGACUCCAGUCAUAAGAAGGGUAGGCGAUACAAUCGCCUUACUGGUCGGGUCUCAACCGUCGUCUUGGAGACCGAACUCAAGCGGAGGGCUCUUCUCGAAGGUGCUUGUGGUUGCACACUGCUCAGCUGUAUCGGCCUGACCAGCUAAGGCGUAUUCAGUGACGCGUUUUGCGCAUCGUUAUCGGAUCUUCCUACCUAGGACAGCGACAGUUUAAUGUGAGCGCGGGGGAGGUCCUGGUGGAAAACGGAUUCGUGUGUAACUUUUGACAGAGACAGCAGACUAAUGAAGGACAAGUCGUUAAGGUUUUUUCAUCGUGCCGAAUUGCUGGAACAAAACGACCUCCGCUCACUUUGUAUACGCCGCCUCGCGACGAUACUUGUCCAAAAGGGAUUCACACAUAUCGGCCAGGAUCGGCGAAGAGGUGUACGUGUGCCAUCUCUUCAGAGGGAAUUCUACAAGAUCACGGCAUCCACAUUCAACUGUAUCAAGCCACCUCAAUCAGAAGAGGUCGGAUUAAAAAAUGACCAACGAGCUGUGCUGACCUUGUCAUGUCUACCAUCAGUUCUAGCGGAGGAUCUCCUCGAGGCAUGUGUGGCUUUAGUUGCCCCAAAGGGAAUCCUUCGCUAUGGACAUAUAGCAGAUGUGCUCGCCAGCGGGCGUCUUGUACGGUUGUCCUUGUGGGAUGUAGAAACUAGCGCCAAAGACUUGUCUGCGAUAGCUCGAAAGACCUGUGGAAACCUUCAGGAACUUGAAGUGGACGGGGUAGCGGUCCGAGGCCGACGACCUGAAAGCGUUUUGCGAGCGUUUCAUUCAUUUGAGCGGCUCAUUGAGGCAAAUGUGCGAACGCUUAAAUGCGUGAAUAUCGGUCUUGCUCUAAAUGAUUUACUCAUGUUAUCUGGACUACGCCGUCUUGAGAACCUAACUCUCAAUUUCGACUGUGCAUAUCAUCUGAAUCAACUUAUAAUUAGGAACAAAAAUAGGGAAUACAUUUGGCCACGACUUCGAAGUUUUCGUUAUGGAGAUUUUUUCUCAGCGCCAACCAAACGAUUUGUCUGUCAUCUUCUGCAAAAAUGCCCUUUGUUAUCACAUGUUGAUACAAAUAUCGCCGACUCACUGCAGCAUCUUCAUGCCAAUGAAUUUCUUGCCGGAGGCAGUCAACUUAGUAAACGUUAUCCUCGUAUUGAAAAAGCUGUUCUGGGAAGUUUUAUCUAUGCUACAGAGGAUAUGGGAGCUCGUAUUCGUGGCGCAUCGGUCCUGAGCGUUCAGAUUGCCGCCAGUGCACUCAUACAUUUACGCGACCUGGAUUUGUAUCUUGAUUCGCAUGACGCUAUUCUGGUGCUUGGCGAAUUCAUUCAACUUGAACGGCUCCGUUUGAUGUGGGUUAACAAGGAAGAGGAGGGAACCUUCACCCGAAGUCUCGAAACCCUACUAACGGAGGUGGGUUGUCAGUUGAAGGAGCUCUGCGUGCAUUCGUUUGUAAAUGUCGAUGUUCAUGAAAUUUCAUCAUUGUGUCCUUAUCUAGACUCUCUCGGCAUCAUCGAAUGCCGUACCCAGUACGGACCUCAGGUUCGUCUUUGUUCAUUUGAGCAACUUCAACGAUUCCGCUUCAUUCCGCCAAGAUGCUACCCAGCACAGCAGGCUUCACUUGAUCUACUUAACAUACUUUACGGGUCUGAAGGUUUGGAAAAAUUUAUCGUGGAGUUCAAAGAAGCAGAAGAUGAACUAACGAAGUUGGUCGACGAAAUUGUAAAAAUCAACCCUCUUAGUAAGCUCUUUAUGGCAGGCUUGUACUUUAGUCAAGCCUCUGCGGAUCAAGCUAUUGAUGGACUUUUCAAGCUGAUAUCGUCAUGGAAAAAUCUUCGUUACCUCACCCUUGGCGACCCCGAGAUUUUGCAGAUUGUCAAGGAGAGUUGCCCAAACCUCAAAGUCCGCCAUGAGUAUCUCUAUGUUGGACUCUAAAAUCAAUAUCCCCAUAAUGCUUUUGAUAAAUUAACCAGAGCUAUUUUACCAUAAAAAUCCUACAUUUAGGGGCUGAGCAGAAAAUUACGCAAUGUAAUUUAGUAUUGUAACCUAGUUAAAAUAUGCCCACGGGCAUACCAUAAUGCGGUACUUAUUUAUUGAAUUCAUUUGUACAGAACGAAAGCAGCAAAUUUUAGAAACGUUGUGAAAAGGAACAUGUAUAUUUAUAAGAAAUAAUGCGGGAAAUCGCACAGUUCCACACAACGCGCGGAUUUCAGGCUGAAUAUUUCGUCCUUUAGCAAAUUAGGUAUUACCAUGUUGGAUAGUAACAAUUUUAGAAGAUACCAGUUAGACUCAUUUAAAUUGCGCUAUAUAUUAGACACACUAAAAUAUCUACCAGAUGACAUACAUUCUUUUUAGGAAAAAAUUAUAGAUUGGCUACUUAACAGCUCAAAAUAUCGAUGUAGAUGUGAUCUUUAGCGGAUUAUAAACUUUUGAUCUCGUGUUGUAUACACAUCAGUAGAAGCAUCUACGUCGUCAACGGAACUUGCUAUAUGCUCAUCUCUACAAUAUCUACGGAAAAUCUAUUUGAUAAAAAGCCAACAUAAUUUGUCAUGAGGAUAUAUUUUUUGUUAGACCGGACUCCUUUUGCAUAAAUGUGUACAUGGUAAAUAUGAAAUUAAAUUCAGUUUUAUUUAACGACCGUAAUCGACGAGUAUACCAGAAAACUACCAAGUAAGUCAUGACUGUGAUUGUUCAUAAAAAAAUGUUGCUUUUUUUUGCGCGGCGUUGCUAAGCAAUGAAACGGUCUUACAUCGGCAUCACAUAAAAAUUUAUACAAAAAUAAAACGUGUACACGUGCAUAUUUUUCAGCGAAUUUCUAUUGGACUAAAUACAUCUACUAACAUGUGUACUACAUAUAAAUAAAUAUAUAUAUAAACGACAGAUUCCCACCCGCACGCCGAAAGGCACCAACGUAUACAGCCCUUAUGCUAACCGAGGUUGGAGGCACCCUGAUAUUUUAUCAAAUAAUAAAUUUCGUAUGCUUUACGUUUAAUAAUUUUACUUUCGAUAUUACAGAUGACUGCCCCGUUUUUUCUUCUUAGCAUAUAAUCAAUUUGGCACGAGGCUUCAUUUAUAGCAUCGCCGUGCUACGACAGUGGUCUAAUAUUUAGGCAUCUGAUUUUAAGAAAUGUAAGAAAAUUAGGCCAAUUCGCUUCAUAUUUCUAUGAAGUGGUGCUACUAGUCAUGCGCUAUUUGUAAAGCACUAGAUGGUUUACAAGUGAUGGAACAUCGCAGGAUUGUUCUGUGGGGCCACAGUGUCGGAUAAUCCCGAACCAACUAGGAAAAAUAAUGUGAAAUUGUCGCAUGACUAUUACGUCGUAACAGGCACUACUUGAAGGGCUACUGCGAUGAUAAUGAGCAGAGUUGAAACUUGAUUUCAGCAAAUAGUUUUGGUUUUUUUUUCGCCGCGACAUAGCUAGGAUCACAAGCUGAUCCGUAAGUGCGAUCAUCCCUUUUCGAUUCUAUUGUUGAAGGCUGGAUAGGCGUUGUACACGUACGUAAUGCGGGGUGGUGAGGCGUUUGGAAGGCGCUGAAUGACGAUUGUUCCAGCCCAAGUAAGCGUUGUAAGUAAGGUAAGCGUUGUCAUGCUGAGAUCCUUAGUUCUCCAACUGCACAAUGCUAUCACCAGGGCUACCCUAAAAGAAAUUAAUGUGAAUAAAGAUAUAUUAUAGUGCAACUACAAAUGCGAGUAAUGAUGAACUGUUACAAGAUAAGCUAACCAAAUACCCCUAUAUCGCGUGUUAGGGUUUUGCAUAUGAAUCGAAAAGUCGAAUUUCUCUUUACGGUGUUUUCUAACUAGAACUUCAUAAUAAUAUUUAUUACAAUCUCAUCUAGCAGGCAUUUGUAAUAGUUUAUAACCCAAUAUAUUCAAGUAGCCGAUUGACGUUCAUUUAAUGUCGCUAUAUAGACUGAACUCGUCUAGGUUUUUUCGAACCUUACGAUUCUUCGCUCAGCCUGAUCCCUGUGUCUGCCCCUGAACCGGUUAGUAAUUUAGUUCAAUAGCGUGCUUCUACAAAAAUUAGUGACGGCAGGGAAUUAAACGACUAGCGGUCAGCUUAAGCCAAUUAGCCUGAGGAAGUGGAAAAGAAAAUGAUUCGUGAAAAGAGCACGGACACAAUUUACAUUUGCUGUCGGUAGUUCCAACCCACUGCUGGUCCUAAGAGGCUAAGCGGCAAAGGGGCUUGAUACCAUCGAAGCGGUCACAACUCCCGUCAACAAGGAUCUUCAUCACAAAUUCUAUUAUACAAUUUUCUUCUUUUUCUAAGCGUCGUAGGGUACACUUAAGUGGCAGGAUCGCUUCUUCUGCUAUUGUGAUUGAAAAACGGAAAGAGGGACCACGUACGAGCCUUGACAUAAAUGUAUUAAUGAAAUUAUAGACAUGUAUGGGGGUUGCAAUGUUCUUUUCAUAGGAUUCCGCUCGUUAGUCUAAACACCAUUCCGAAAUGGAUGUAUGUGCUUAAACAAUUUUUUUUUUAAUUCUUAUCAUUUUGUGGCACACUUUAUUCACUAAUGUAUUAUUAUAGCUUGGUAUAUUUUUUCCUACUUUCACUUAUCAGUCACAGAAAAAUGUAUUUAAAAAACACCAGAUAUUACAAAUAGUUCAAGAUAAUAACCACAGACCAGCACCCUAUGCAUAACAAACAAAAAAUUUAUGUGCUGCGGAGUCGUUGAAAGCAGCCAAACAUGUUCGACUAUAGCUUCUAUGUCUAUUAUGCCGUUUUCUGAACACUUAAUUGAAAACUAAAUGCGUUAAUUGCUUGUAUUUCUGUUAUAUAUAAACACACACCGAUACUGACGUUUGUAAGACUAGCUUACUUUGUGCACAUUGUUAGUAAUAACAGUAAACUAGGGAGUUGAAUUCAACGCUGCAUUCAUAUGAACUUUUUUCCUGCAAGUGUAUACAUAAGCAGAUUUAUAAAUCACAAACAUCAGAACGGAUAGGGAAGGGUGGGCCAAAAUGAGCUUCUACUCUAAAACCUUGAAAUCAUCUGUCCCUUAACGGCAGAUGUCAAACUGUAGUUUUUUUUUGUGUUAAUUUAUUAUAGUAUAGUAGUUUGUUUGUAAGUGGGACGUAUACGCUGCUCAAUUUAGGGCUCCAUAGUCAAUAAGCUAGAGGAAACUUAGGCGGCUCUUGCCCCCCAAGAUAUAGUACCCAUUUUGGCCUAUGUUGAUUUACCUGGUAACUACAUGCUUUUUGUCAAUAAGUAAUCAACAAGCAACCCUCAACUUAAUUUGAUUAAAUCAAAUAUCAAACCAAUCAUCCAGAUAGGCCUUAUUUAGCCUCCAAAUGUGAGAACGUCCAAUUGGAAAUAAUUUUAUAAAUACUAGCAAAAAGUUGAAUUGUAUUUCGUUCCGGGAAUCUAAUGGUGUUGACGAGCAUAAGAUGUAUACGCAGGAGCGAUGUGCAAAGGUUCCUCAGAGUCAUAGCUAUUUACUGAAGUUGUACCCUUCGUCACUAUGAUAAUUACAGAUCACACAAAAUUGAAAAUGCUCCAUAUAUACGCAUAUACGGAAGGUCUGAAUAUUUCAAACGACCUUUUUGUUAGGGAAGGCGUAACGUGUUUUUUAAGAUUAUAUUUAAUCGUUUACAUAGCGUUCGAUCUCAGUCUAUGUUUCUUUCGACUUAUCGCCAACGGUCUCACGAACGCCUUCAGCCGAAAUCAGGCCUACUGGAAGAACGCCCCUUCUAAAUUGAUUUACAUUAUCAACUUACAGCUAUUGCGGUAAACGGCAAGUUGUUAUCGAAACUCAGAAGAAGUUCGGCUAUUAUCUCUUCAUGCGCAACUAACCUCCUCUUAAAUUGAAAACUUAUUUUUCUUGCCUACAACAGAUACUAUGAGGUAUACGGCACGGGAUAAAGAUAUCGACAAAUAUUUAUAAUUUAAAUUGACACGCACUGUCAUUGCGUCACCAGGUCCUGUUAUUUCGCUCUGAAAGUUCUUUUAGCUUUACUCGUUGCAAUGAACAGCAGGUUAUUGACGAUUUACUCAUAACUGAAGGUAUAAUAGGUGUGUCUUUUUGGAUGUAGGUACAUGUUCAGAUCAUGCGUAAAUUACGAUCCUUCACUUUACAUGGCAGAAUGCGGUUCCUGAAAAGCGAAUCUGUGACUCGUCACAUAGUGCCUAUCGAGAAUGUUUGCGCCCAGCCUAUGCUGGGCUCUGAGGCCGUAGAAGUAGCCAACCAAAAACGUCGAAGGAAAUAAACGUUUCCGAUACUAACAGUGUUGCGUUCUAAACCACCGCUUCAUGUAAUUCAACGUGAGUUCUUGAUAAUGUUUUCGUUGCAUAGCUGUCCCAAUUUUUAGAUCAGUAUAUGUGUAAACGUACCAAUACAUAUGACUACAUAGGCACCUGAAUUACAGUAAUUUAAGUACUGUAUAAGUACAUGGGCAUACACUGUGAGCAGACUGACUCUGAACGUCUCUACAUUGUAGUUCGUUAACGUAUAACAGCUCCAUUUACGUAUGUACGUCAAAAUUUUGUAAUUGAUGGAGAUUAGGCAAUGAGUAAAUUUUGACAAUUUUUGUUGCGCGUUUUUUUCAUUUUGCGCAAACGGUGCGGAGAAGAACUGUCUAGGCAAAGAUAGCCGUAAAAUACCGCAGUAUCUGUAAUUGUGCUGAUUGGAACAUUGGUGAAUGCCGGUUACAGCAAUUUUAGUUGAGAAGUACUGCUAUUUAAAGCCAAAUAAAUGAUUUUUUUUCAAUUACGUCCUCUAUAGAAGAGCAAGCGCUUAUUUUUAGGGAUUUGAAAUUGGAAUCUUGGUUGAGGUUUAUAUAGACAACAAAAGAGUACCUCAACAUAUCGUCGACAAAUAAAGCAAGCUUGAGUUAUCUAAAUUACAAGUAAAUCUUUGCUUAUAAUAGGAAAGUUGAAACAAGAAGACUAGAUUUGAAAUUCAGAUUUCAGGAUUUUCAAGCAAACCCAGUAAGUGGU
Molecule: messenger RNA, 8758 nt
Organism: Varroa destructor (honeybee mite)
Lineage: Eukaryota; Metazoa; Arthropoda; Arachnida; Mesostigmata; Varroidae
Source: RefSeq, a predicted model, not a curated record